Messenger RNA from Ornithorhynchus anatinus (platypus), 8481 nucleotides. Its product is annotated as collagen alpha-6(VI) chain. Gene Ontology annotation, biological process: extracellular matrix organization. NCBI's taxonomy places the organism in Eukaryota, Metazoa, Chordata, Mammalia, Monotremata, Ornithorhynchidae. Gene Ontology annotation, molecular function: extracellular matrix structural constituent conferring tensile strength. The record is from RefSeq and is a predicted model, not a curated record. The transcript is spliced from 43 exons. The coding region runs from base 295 to 8157 and encodes 2620 amino acids.
AAAGCGGCGUGCUGCGGCCCUGAGGGGAGCCGCUCUGCAGCCGGAGUUGAUCGCGGAAACUGAAGUGUUCACUCUCAACUGUCUCCCAUGCCACUGCUGCCCAGCACAGGUAAAGAAUACCCCGGGGCGUGAUUAUCUGCUGCUGAGACAUUUACUGGAGACCCCCUGGGUUACUGUUGGCUUAGAAGGAAAGACAGCUGGACUGAAGGGCCCUCUCGUUCCUACUAGCUGUUGACAACUCCACCCACCAGGCCAGAUGGUCAGAGCACAGUAAAAGCAGCAACCACCCAAAAUAUGAAGAUGUUACUAAUCUUGUACUUCGUUGCAAUUUGGAUGGGAACAUCUUUAACUCAAGGAUCUGCAGCCCCUGAGUUCGCCGAUGUUGUGUUUCUGGUGGAUAGCUCCGAUAACCUGGGAAGCAAGGCCUUUCCCUUUGUGAAGAUGUUCAUUAACAAGAUGAUCAAUGCUCUUCCGAUUGAGGCCAGCAAAUAUCGUAUCGCUGUGGCCCAGUACAGUGACGAUCUGCACAGUGAAUUCCUGCUGAACACCUUCAAGAGCAAGAACCCCAUGCUGAACUACCUGAAGAAGAACUUUGCCUUCAGGGGUGGAUCCCCGCGGCUAGGCCAAGCCCUCCAGAGAGCUCACAAAACUUACUUUUCGGGGCUGACCGGUGGCAGAGACGCCAAGCAGUUUCCCCCGGUGCUGGUGGUCCUGGCUUCGGGCCCGUCUGAAGAUGAGGUGGAAGCGCCUGCCAAGGCUUUGCAGAGAGACGGGGUGAAAAUCAUCUCCUUGGGGAUGUCAGCGGCUUCUGACAGAGUCCUGAAAGCCAUGGCCACCCCUCAGUAUGAUUUCCACCUUCCCAAGAUCAGAGACGUUGGCAUGUUUUCAUCUAACAUGACCCAGAUCAUUAAGAAUAUUGUAAAGGAUCAGGCCGGAAAAGAUGAUACUCCUUUGGAAGCUUGUAAAACAUCCUCCCUCGCUGACAUCGCAUUCCUAGUAGAGGAGUCUGUACCUGGCAAUGGAAGAAACUUUGAGAAUCUUCAGACCUUCCUGAAAGAGACUCUAUCUUCCCUGGAUGUGAAGGAGAACUGUACUAGGAUAGCUCUGGUGACCUACGGCACCAGAACUCAUGUGAUCUCCUCACUAAGAAAUGACACAACGCAGGAGGAGCUUCUGCAGGAGAUCGAGAACCUGUCUCCCAAGGCUGGGAAAGCCUUCAUUGGAGCCGCCAUCAACGUGACCAGGAAAGAAAUCUUCAGCAGAGGGGCCGGCAGUCGAAAGUCUCAAGGGGUUCAGCAGAUCGCCGUCCUGAUCACUCAUCGGUCUUCAGAAGACAGCGUGAGCGAGGCGGCUCUGAGCCUGCGCAGAGAGGGUGUGACUGUGUUUGCCAUUGGCAUUAAAGGUGCUAAUGAGACCCAGUUAGACUGGAUUGUUUCUUACCCUCCGGAACGUUAUGUUUCCACACUGAAGACCUAUUCAGACUUGGCAAUUCACCAUGGGUUAUUUCUGAAAAAACUCCAGAAUGAAAUUCGUUACAAGGGGUCUGUCCUAUCUGAACAGACUGUUCGUCUCCAAUCCGGCUGUGUGGAAACCGAAGAAGCUGACAUCUACUUUCUCAUUGAUGGUUCGGGAAGCAUCAGAAGAAGGGAUUUCCAAGAUAUAAAGACAUUUCUUAAUGGAGUGAUAAAAAUGUUUAGUAUAGCACCUCACAAAGUCAGAAUUGGAGCUGUGCAAUAUUCAACUCUAAUUAGAGUGGAAUUUUAUAUUGAUCAAUAUAGUAAUCAAGUAAAUUUACAGAAGGCUAUUGAAGGCAUAACACAAUAUAAAAAUAGAACGUACACAGGAGAAGCUCUGAAAUAUAUGCUGAAGUUGUUUCAAGAUCCACAAUGGCAGCGCGGACCUCACGUUCCCCGUCACCUCAUUAUUCUGACGGAUGGCAAGUCCGAUGACAGCGUAGAUGAACCAGCGAGAAUGCUAAGAGAUGCAGGAGUUAAUAUUUUUGCAGUUGGUGUUAAAGAUGCUAAAACAGCACAGCUACAAGCAAUCGCAGGAUCAGAAGAGCGGGUUUACUGUGUGCAAAACUUUGACGCCUUGGGAGCCUUAAAAGAUGUAGUUGUUCGGGACCUCUGCUUUGAAGAAGCCUGCAAAAUGAUGGAAGCCGACAUCGUGUUUCUGGUGGAUAGUUCUGGGAGCAUAGGAGCGGACAAUUUUGAGAAAAUGAAAACAUUCAUGAAAAACGUGGUGAACAGGACUAAGAUUGGUGCCGACCAAGUGCAGGUUGGUCUCGUGCAGUUCAGUGACAUCAACAAGGAAGAGUUUCAGCUCAAUCAAUAUAACACCAAAAGUGGGGUGUCUGAUGCGAUCGACAGACUGUCGCAGAUCGGACGGGGCACUCUGACAGGAAGUGCCUUGACCUUUGUGUCGGACUAUUUUCACGUCUCCAAGGGCGCACGUCCCAACGUCAAAAAGUUCCUUGUCCUCCUCACCGAUGGGAAAUCGCAGGAUGCUGUAAAAGAAGCGGCCAUAGCUCUCCGCCAGGGUGGCGUCACUGUCUAUUCCGUGGGGGUGUUUGGCUCUGAAUAUUCCGAGUUGGAGGAAAUCAGUGGGAGUUCUGACAUGGUUUUUUAUGUUGAAAAUUUUGACUUUCUGGACCGCGUUGUGGAUGUGCUUUUCUUUGAUGUAUGCAGUCUUUAUGAUGACUGUAAAAGGAUUCAAGUGUUAGAUGUUGUAUUUGUGAUAGAUAAUUCAGGAAGCUUAAGUGAGACUCAGUACGAAAGCAUUAUAAACUUCACCAUUCAUUUGGUGAACAGAUCAGACGUUGGCAGUGAUGGAGUUCAGUUUGGAGCCCUCAAGUACUCCGACGACCCACAAAUACUGUUCUACCUCAAUAAGCACACAACCAGGUCGGGAAUCAUUAAGGAUCUUCGGGAAGCUAAGCAAGUCAGAGGUAGGACUUACACGGCAAAGGCUCUGCGUCAUUCAAACAUGUUUUUUAUGGAGGAAAACGGAAGCCGUCUAAGAAGAGGUGUGAAACAGAUUCUGAUUGUGAUCACUGAUGGAGAAUCCCACGAUAGGUAUGAGCUCAGUGCUUCAGCCAAAGCCUUAAGAGACAAAGGCAUUAUCAUCUAUGCAGUAGGUGUAGCUGGAGCAAAAGAGACAGAACUUCUGGAUAUUGCAGGAUCCCAAGAUAAAUAUUUUUAUGUGGAUUCAUUUGAAAAACUGAAGGAUAUUUACAAAAGCAUAACAAAUUUUGCAUGUGGAAAUUCACAAGAGGAAUGUAACAUCCAAGAAGCAGAUCUGGUUUUCCUCUGUGACGGUUCUACAAGUAUAAGCCAAGCUGAUUUUGACUACAUGAAGGAGUUUUUGAUCGAAGUGACUAAUAAUUUGGACAUUCAGCCUUUCAAAGUGCAAGUGGGAAUGGCCCAGUUCAGCCAUGACUACCAGGAAGAAUUUAAACUGAACAGAUUUUCCAACAGACUACUCCUGACUGAUCGCAUCAACAAAACCAUAAAAACUGAGGGGGGCACCUCUAUCGGAAAAGCGCUCAGGAAAGUGAGAAGCUAUUUUAAGCCAGAUGGAGGCAGCAGAAUAAAUGCUGGCAUUUCACAGAUUUUGCUCCUUAUCACUGACGGGCAGUCACAAGACCCGGUGGCCAGUGCAGCUGAAGAGUUGAGAAGGUUGGGUGUUGAGAUCCUGACUGUUGGAGUGGGGGACGUUAACUUGGAUCAACUUCUUCAGAUAACCGGAAGUCCGGACAAUAUAUUAACUGUGGGUAAAUUCCAAGAGGUGAAGAAAGUGAAAAAAAGGGUCAUCCGCAACAUCUGCAGACCCCCUGAGAAAAUCAGAUGCUGUGUGGAUGUUGUUGUGGGCUUUGACAUCUCAUCAUAUCAGAAUGGGCAGCUCUUGUUCCAGGACCAACCUCUGCUGGAAUCUUACCUCUUGGAGCUCUUACGGCCAGUCAGCCAUCUAAAGGGUGUGAGCUGUGAGGCGGGGUCAUUGACCCAAGUAAGAAUUGCAUUUCAGGUGCAGAAUGCCGACAGGCCAUUUACCCCUAAGUUCCAGGUCUACAGUGAGAACAUCCUGAAAGACCUGAAACGAGUCAGAGUCACGGGGCCAACCCACCUCAGUGGACAUUUCUUGCAUUCCCUGUGGGAUACUUUUCAGAAUCAAUCUUCUGCUCAGAGUAAGGUUGUGCUCGUGUUUUCAGAUGGACUAAAGAGUGAUGAGGAAAAUGUCCUAACACUCGAAGAAAAAUCAGAUGAGCUCAGGAAAGCAGGACUGAAUGCCCUGUUCAUCAUCUCCCUGAGUAGAGCCCUUCGUUCAGAAGACAUUCAGGGCAUUGAAUUUGGAAAAGGGUUUGAAUACAGGACUCACUUAACUAUUGGAAUGAACGGUCUGGGCAGCAUGCUGUCCACACUUGUGGCCAACGUUGCUGAGAGGACGUGCUGUUGUGAAUUUUGCAAAUGCUCUGGAGACCAAGGCGUGAAGGGAUCCCCAGGACCAGCAGCAAGCAAGGGACCUCUGGGUUUUAAAGGCAGUAUGGGGCAUAGAGGAGAAGAGGGAGAAUAUGGCAAACGAGGAGAUCCUGGACCAGAAGGAGAAAAGGGUGUUCGAGGAUGUGCAGGGGAAAGGGGAUAUAAAGGAGUCAGAGGACUAUCUGGAGAAAAGGGAGAAAAUGGAGAAGCAGGAAUCUUUGGAAUAAAUGGAGAAGAGGGCAAUCAUGGGAUCCCUGGGAUGAAAGGAGAAAAAGGUUACCCAGGUUAUCAGGGCAGUCCAGGUAGCAGAGGUUCUCCUGGUGACCAUGGUCCGAAAGGUGUGAGAGGAGAUCCUGGCAGUUUGGGAAGACACAAUGUCAUAAGAGGACCCAAAGGUUCCAAAGGAGAACGAGGAAGACAGGGCAGAAGAGGAUUGUCAGGGGUGCCAGGCAAUCAAAAUGCCAAAGGAAACAUAGGAAGGGAAGGUCAAAGAGGUCAUCAAGGUCCAAAGGGAAGAGAUGGAGAACUUGGUUUCAAGGGUGAAGAAGGAUCAGCUGGCUAUAAAGGACCACAGGGGUCGAGAGGAACUGUAGGCACUAAAGGGGAAAAAGGAACUCCUGGAAGUAAAGGACCUCAGGGGCCUCAAGGACCAGGAGGGUCUAAAGGGAAUCCUGGAAAAUCUGGACUUGUAGGGGAAAAAGGAGAACCUGGAAACCCUGGAAGGGAAGGCCUCCCUGGGCCACAUGGUGAUCGAGGAGUUCAGGGAGAGUAUGGCAGACCAGGAUAUGGCCGGACCGGAAGAAAAGGAAACAAGGGACAAAAGGGAUCCCCAGGAGAUAGUGGACUAAAGGGUGAUGUAGGUGGUCUUGGAAUUAAGGGAGAUCCUGGUCCCAAAGGAUUAACAGGGCAAAUGGGUCCAGCAGGAACAUCUGGAUCUGUAGGUACUCCAGGAUCACAGGGACCUCCGGGACAAAGGGGGGCUAAAGGCCCGCAGGGGCUGACUUCAUUUGCCCAAUGUGACCUUGUUCAGUUUGUGCGAGAUCGCAGCUCAUGUUGGAAAGGAAAACCAGACUGCCCUGCAUAUCCAACGGAGUUGGUUUUUGCAAUAGACAUGUCACGGGUUGUCACGGAGAGAAGAUUUUCUGAAACAAAGGAUAUGAUCGUAUCGAUCGUGAAUGACACCAAAAUCAGGACAAGAAACUGUCCAGUGGGAGCAAGAGUCUCUGUCGUCUCUUACGGUACCAAGACCAGAAACCACAUCCGCCUGUCAGACCACUACCAAAAGAAAAAGCUUAUAGAAGAAAUAAAUAAAAUAGCUUAUGAAAGAACAACACGGGACCAGAACCUUGGCCAGGCGAUGAGAUUCGUGGCUAAGAAUCUUUUCAAAAGAACCCUCCGAGGCGCUAACGUGAGAAGGAUCGCUGUAUUUUUCAGCCAUGGUCUACCGGCAGAUCCUCUGACACUUGCCACAGCCACCAUGGAGUUCAGUGCCCUCAAUAUCAUUCCAGUUGUCCUUGCUUUCAGUGAUGAGAGAGCUGUCCAGGAUGCCUUUGAGCUCGAUGACUCUGGCACAUUUCAACUGAUUUCUGUUCUGACAACUGGGAGUUCUGGUGCAGCAGAAAAACUUCAGCUGUGUACACUUUGCUAUGAUCCGUGCUUUCCAACAGGCUGCGUGAUAAACCCGAGGCCCCCAGUGACUUCCUAUGUGGAUGCUGCUUUCCUCUUAGACGCACCUGAGAGUAUGGGAUUCUCCGCGUUUGAGGAAAUGAGAGCCUUUCUAACCACUGUCCUAGACAACUUUGAUAUUACCUCAGAACCUGGAAUUUCUGUCCAAGGUGAUAGGGUGGCUUUGUUGAGCUACUCUUCUGAGAAACCGAUACGACCAGCGAAGGUAGAGUUUGAUUUAACCGCACAGGGAAACAAAUACCUGAUCAGGAAAUAUCUCCAGAACUCUCUGAAACAGCAUAAGGGACAAGCUUUUACUGGUUAUUCCCUGCAGUCGGCCAUUGAUGUCGUCUUCUCGAAGUCCACCAACAUGAGAGACCAUAAAAUCAUUUUUGUCAUCACUGCUGGCAACGCAGGUCUUUUGAAAAACAAAGCGUCAGCGAAAGUAUUUCUGAAAGCCAAGUGUCAGGGAUAUGCCAUAUUUGUGUUAUCUCUGGGCUCUACACAUCUCGACACAGAACUGGAAGCGCUGGCAAGCCACCCCCCAGAGCAUCACUUGAUUCGCCUGGGUCGAGUUCACAAACCUGAUUAUGACUAUGCCGUGGGAUUCAUUAAACCGUUCAUACGCUCGGUCAAAAAGUCAGUCGAUCGGUAUCCACCUACGAUUUUGGAAAGCCGGUGCAGGACAUCCUUGCUAGAAAGGGACUUUGCUUUAAGAAGAGAUUCUCAAAGCUUAUUAACCGAAGAGUAUAUUGUUACAGCCUCGGGAGGAGGCUUAUUAAGUGCUCCGGGACAUUCAGACAUUGUGUCGAAUUCGAGGGAAAGUACAGAUUUGUUCUAUCCUGCCGAACAGAUUUUAGUGCCUGAGGAAGCAGAAGUAAACUAUGAAGAAUCGAGGAAUAGAGAAGAAAUGAUGAGCCUCUUUUCAGAUGAAAUAAGUCACAUGAAUAAUUUUGCUGCAGAAGACAAUCUGAGAGAAAACGGGGAAUGGGAUACUUCUGAGUCUGCCAAUCCCUUUUUACACAAGGCAUACAUAGAUGUCGCUUUCCUGUUGGACGGCUCUCAAAAUGUGGGGAGUACUGAGUUUGAAGAAAUGAAAGACUUUGUAAGAUCAGCAGUUGAGAAUUUUUAUAUUGCUUCCGACCCAAUGACCUCCACUAUAGGCGACAGAGUGGCCGUCCUAAGCCACGCUCCUCCGGGCUAUCUGCCCAAUACCGAAGAAUGCCCAGUCAAGGUGGAAUUUGAUUUAGUGACAUAUAACAAUCUACGUCAAAUGAAGAGUCAUCUCCAAGAAUCUUUUCAACAACUGGAUGGAGAUGCUUUCAUUGGCCAUGCUCUUCGGUGGACAGUUGAUAACAUCUUCUUAGGGACACCCAAUCCGAGAAAAAAUAGAGUCAUCUUCGUGGUGACUACUGGAAAAACCAGCUCUUUGGACAAGGAAGUACUAAAGAAAGAAUCACUAAGGGCCAAGUGUCAAGGAUAUGCCAUAUUUGUGUUUUCUAUGGGCCCCGCGCACGGUGAUGAGGAACUGGAAGACUUAGCCAGCCACCCCCUGGAUCAUCACUUGGUUCGGCUCGGCAGAAUCCACAAACCUGACUUCGAUUACAUUGUGAGGUUUAUUAAGCCGUUCAUAGUCUCAGUCAGACGCGCAGUAAACCAAUAUCCUUCCACAGAUAUCAUGGAAAAAUGUAUCAAUAUCAGCUCUCAGAUAACAGCCCCUCCAGAGGUAGAGGAUUUUCUGCAAGAACAUACGAUACUCCUCCUUCCAGACCUAUAUGAAGUUGACUCAGCCAACGGUGAUGCUUUUGCAGCAAAUGGUCCCCAGGACUAUCCGUUCAUUCUGGUAGAAGGUAUUUCAAACAAUGAUUCUGUGGACAGCAUUGACUGGAUCAGAAAUCUGAACAACCUUCUUUCAACCAGUGAAUUAAUGGUCAAAGAAGAACCACCGUGUUCAGAAGAAAAUAUAAUCCUUACUGAGACUCAGCAAGAGGAAAACAGUGACGAUGACGGGGAAUAAUUCCAUAAGAAUGAAGUCUGAUUUGAUAUUCCCUGGUGGUUUAAGCAAACACAUAUAGUUCUCACUUUGCCAGCAGUACCCAUUUCCAACUAUAAUACAGAAGAAACCAGUCAUGAAAAGCUGGUUAUGAAUGUUCGGAGAUGAAAGCUGGAAGAAGAAGGUUCCAUGGUGCUAUCAGACAUUUUAAUCCCCUUGGUAACUGGAGGAGGCUGUCACACGAGAUAGUCUGAUCUGUCUGCAUAUUGGUGCCAACUUCCGGCUCCAUUAUGCAUCUUUUACCUGUGCAUUUUAUUUAUCUAACCUUAUAAAAAACUUUUAAAUCUC